Coccomyxa subellipsoidea C-169 is the source of this 1128-nucleotide messenger RNA. Its product is annotated as Phosphoenolpyruvate/pyruvate domain-containing protein. The transcript has 6 exons. The record is from RefSeq and is a predicted model, not a curated record. Gene Ontology annotation, molecular function: catalytic activity. Lineage: Eukaryota; Viridiplantae; Chlorophyta; Trebouxiophyceae; Coccomyxaceae. Bases 1 to 1128 code for a protein of 375 amino acids.
AUGUCACAAUCUGUGCAGGGACCAUGCUGCCAUGAUGGCCUCAGUGCCCGCUUGAUAGAAGAGGCCGGGUUUCCACUGGCCUUCAUGAGUGGCUUUGGAGUAGCAGCUGCACGGCUGGGCGCCCCAGACACAAACCUGCUGUCAUACAGCGAAGUCCUUGACCAGGGCAGGAAUAUAAAUGAGGCAACCAGGUCCAUCCCCAUCAUCGGAGACGGGGACCACGGCUAUGGGAAUGCGCUGAGCGUGAAACGCACAGUCAGGGGCUUUGCCAACGCUGGCUUUGCUGGCAUCCUCAUCGAAGACCAGGCAAGCUCCACAAUCAUUUUCCCUAACUUUGGCGGAGCGGAAGGUCAUGGCGUGGCUCCCAAGUCAUGCGGGCAUGUGCGCGGCAAGAGAGUGGUGGGCCGGCAGGAGGCGGUGGCCAGGUUGAGGGCGGCAGUGGAUGCACGCGAGGAGGGCGCUGACAUCUUGAUUGUUGCGCGCACAGACUCCCGCCAGGCGCAGUCUCUCGAGGAGGCCCUCUGGAGGGUGGCAGCCUUUGCUGAUGCGGGCGCUGAUAUUGUUUUUAUCGAUGCCCUGGAAUCGAGGGAGGAAAUGCGCGCUUUCUGCGCAGCCGGCGGCGCUGCGCGCUCUGUCCCAAAGAUGGCAAACAUGCUUGAAGGAGGGGGCAAAACGCCUAUUCUGGCGCCUGCUGAGCUGGAGGAGCUGGGCUUCAAGCUUGUGGCGUACCCUCUGUCGCUUCUGGGUGUCUCCAUCCGCGCUAUGCAGACAGCACUGACCGAUCUCAAGGGUGGCAGAGUCCCCCCAGAAGCAGCACUGCCCAGCUUUGCAGAGAUCCAGUCAGCCGUGGGUUUCCCGCAGUACUUUGCAGAAGCAGAGCGGUAUGCCGUGCCAGGUGACUCCGAAGAAACGCCAGAGCCACCCAGCGGCAGCGGCAGCGGCAGCGGCAGCGGCAGCGGCAGCAGCAGCGGCAGCGGCAGCGGCAGCAGCAGUGAGUCAGCUUCACCUGCAGCUGAGGACGGCAGUGCAACAACCAGCACCAGCGGCGGGGAAGCUUCAGCCAUCGAAGUUGAUGUUUCUAUUACCUUUGAGGAUGAUGGACUUGCUGUAGCCAAUGCCAGCAGGUGA